CAAUUCCCCUGUUAUCAUUUUAAUUUUUUUUUUCAUUCACUGGCUCUUGGUAUUAUCAUUGAGGCUCCACAGUAUUAGUUAUUUUCCUUCCACGCUGCAACUUUGGAAAAAUAAAGACAUUAUACUACCCGAAAUGUGAUGAGUUUAUAUUUACGCUGCUGUGACUUGUGGGUUUAGCUCUUAGUUUAGAAUUAACUUCAGAUGCCCUAACAAUGGAGAGUCAGGUGGUUCCCCUGAAACUGGGGUUUCGAUCUCAGCCACCGGCCCUGACACUAGUGUAUCAGGGUGCUGCGGGGAAAAGAACGACAGCGUGUUAUCCCAUUAGAUUUCUGAACAAGUUUGGUUCAGUGGAUACCGUCUUGAGAGAGCUGAAGGAAAGACACAAGGAUCACUUACAAAAAGUUCCAGAUGUCAGAUUGGAGAAAAUGGUGCGCAUGUUGCAGGAAGUACAGAAGGGACGAACUAUAGAAGAAGCUGCAACAAAUAUAAACAAAGACUACUGUGUAGACCCCAACCAAGACCUUAAUAAGUUGGACGAUGAGCAACUUGCAAAGAAGAAAAAGGUGAUGAGUAGCAGCUUUGAGAAGAAUCAGCUUAAACCUGGAGACCCUGGAUAUGAGUAUGACAAGCAAGUAGAGUUUGACACCAGUGAGAAGGUAGAAGCUGGUUGGGACUCACCAGAUGAUGACUUUUGGUCUUAACAUGGAGUCAGAGCCAGUCACUUCAGCCCAUUCUUGCACCUUCUGUGUUAACUGUACAGAUUUUUCUUUUGAAUUUGCUUUAUUGUUUAUGAAACUUAUCCUAAAAAAAUAAAGAAAGUAGCUUUUUGUAAGAUUACAGGAAAUGUGACUUGGAACCUCUUAAGAAAAUUAAUGUACAGUAGCGAUAUAAGUUGGUUAUUUAUUUUCUUUUACAUUUUUUACAGUGUAAUAACAAAUUUAAUAGCAAAUUUAUUUUAGUUUCAUGUGAGAGUCAGAGUAUCUGUUUCAUCACAUAUAGUUGAGAAGGCAUUAAUAUUAAUAACGGAACAGUUACACAAAUACUUAUG
Cherax quadricarinatus is the source of this 1048-nucleotide messenger RNA. Its product is annotated as centrosomal protein of 19 kDa-like. Gene Ontology annotation, cellular component: ciliary basal body; spindle pole; centriole. Gene Ontology annotation, biological process: microtubule anchoring at centrosome; trans-Golgi to periciliary membrane compartment transport. Lineage: Eukaryota; Metazoa; Arthropoda; Malacostraca; Decapoda; Parastacidae. The record is from RefSeq and is a predicted model, not a curated record.